Molecule: messenger RNA, 1163 nt
Organism: Eucalyptus grandis
Lineage: Eukaryota; Viridiplantae; Streptophyta; Magnoliopsida; Myrtales; Myrtaceae
Exons: 2
Coding region: 434-1096 (220 amino acids)
Source: RefSeq, a predicted model, not a curated record
GGUGGAUUGGAAGGUUAUCCAAACUGACUAAAUUGUGUUUGGGGUUUCACAAUGUCCCUGCUCCUAUUGAGCUUGCUUCCCUUCCUCUCCUAAAAGAACUUGAUUUGUUUGGAUUGGACCUGCAAACUGUUACGCAACUUCCCUUGCCUCUACAAAGGCUAGGACUUGAUAAUAUCAACUCAAUUGUGUCACUCUCGCCGAACCUGAGAAAUUUGUCAUAUAUACUGCUCUCUAGGUCUCUGAUGCAAGAAUUUCAACUUGAUGGGCUUCAACUUCCAAAUAUAAGGGAAUUGGAGGUGCAUGGAUGUGAAAUCCUCAAGAGAUUCAGGCUAACCAGAAUGAGGAAGCUGAAAGCUUUCCACGUGUCCUCUUGUCAAAAGCUAGUUGAGAUCCAAUUUUCUAGGUUUGAAUCCCUGGAGACAUUGUGUAUUCAAUGGUCCGAGUCCUCACAAGGCUAGUUUAUGUGGGGGAAGCAGCAUAUGACAAUAAUGAGUCCGUUAGUGAGUUGAUUAGUUGUGAAGGGAGACUAAUCCUUUCAAUGAGAUCCUUUAAUAAGUUGCAAUGGCUUUUUCUGGCGACUUUCCUUGAAAUACUCGAGAUACAAAUCGUCGGUAUGUCGGAAUCAUUGGAAAGCUUGUCACUUGUGUGCAGUCCUUCUGUGCAAAGUCUCAGUGGUUUAUCAAACUUAAAGAACCUCAAAUCCUUUUCAAUGGAUAGCAACAAUGGGCUACAGGUUGUCAAGGGCCUUAAUGAACUAGAGUUUUUGGAUUAUUUAGAAGUUCGUAGAUGCACAUCGCUAGAAAGUUUGAUUGAUGUCUCAAACACCAAAUUGCCAAAUCAUUGCAUCAUUGAUAUCUACGAUUGCGGGGAAGAAUUUCGGGGCACCCUUGCGUCUUACAAACAUCGUAAGGAAGUGGAACAGCAAUUGGAACAAGAGCAGGAAAGCCCCUUCGAACAGGAACAGGAACAGCAGCAGGAAAGCCACUUCAAACUGGAACUGGAAUUAAAACAGAGGACGAGGCUGGGGAGAGUGUCGUUCCAAUGCCUGAGCUUCAGCAGUUUCUCCACUGUAUUCUCCCUGUUUUUUCCCAUUUGAUUAACCCUGAACAUGAAUUGAAGCAAAGGCGAGGACUUGGGAGAGUGUGUCCUUGUUGACACCUAAA